Messenger RNA from Hevea brasiliensis (rubber tree), 2458 nucleotides. RefSeq lists its product as uncharacterized. Gene Ontology annotation, cellular component: Ino80 complex. The coding region runs from base 345 to 2174 and encodes 609 amino acids. The record is from RefSeq and is a predicted model, not a curated record. The transcript has 2 exons. NCBI's taxonomy places the organism in Eukaryota, Viridiplantae, Streptophyta, Magnoliopsida, Malpighiales, Euphorbiaceae.
AAAAUAAAAAAAUCAAUUGAAUUAAGCUGAUUGAGGGAAGAGCGAGAAGUCACUUUUGCUGUCUCAGAUAAUGGUAUUGCCUCACAGUGGAAAGGUUAAGAAGCUAAAAUACAGAAACAAAACAAAUAAGAAAAAAACAAAAAGAAAAAAAAAAAAAAAGGCAGGCAGGAAUAAGGUGGGCGUGAGGAGUAAAGCUAAACUAAAAUCAAAUGGGGUUCGUACGCUGUUGGGGUUUCUAUUCUCAUCGAUUUCAACCAAGGGAUCUUAAUCGUGGCAGUAAAUUUUCACACUGGGAUCUGACUUCUUAUAACUAGAUCAUUGUGCUCAGAAGACCUUCUGUGUCAAUGAGAAUUCAAAAGAUUGGCCAUCAGAGUUUCAAACACAGUAAAACAUUUUUUGUAUCCAAUGCUGGAGAGAAGGAAAUAGAAGAUAACCCUGUCUCAGGAGCAGACACGGGUGAUGAUUCUGAUGAUUUUGAGCUCACUGAGUUGUGCUGUGAGCUUGGCUUGGUAGAAGGUCAGCUGUGUGGCAUACCAUAUGAACUCUUUGAUCUGCCAGAUUUGAGGGAAAUAUUAUCAUUGGACACUUGGAAUUCUUGUUUGACAGAGGAAGAAAGGUUCUGGCUGUCGGCUUACCUUCCAGAUAUGGACCAGCAGACUUUUUGUUUGACUAUGAAGGAGCUUUUUGAAGGUAGUGAUCUAUAUUUUGGGAACCCAUUGGAUGUGUUUUUCAAAAGAUUGAGAAGUGGAUUCUAUCCUCCAAAAGUGGUUCAUCUCAGAGAAAGUUUGCAGUUUAUACAGAGAAAAAAGUAUUAUCAUUCAUUAAGAUCUUACCAUGACAGGAUGACACAAAUGUUCAUGCAUAUGAGAAGGAUGUGGGAUCAGUGUGAAAUGAGCUCUGGUGUUGAGGAAAGGAUUUCUAUGUGGAAAAAUAAGAGAAAACAGAAAGCCAUCAAUUUGCUUGAUCUUAACAAAUUUCCCAAGGAUGAUCAACUGUUGAGUGAGGAGGUUAGCUUGCACACAAAGGGAAUGAAGCCAGAGGAGCGAAAGACAGCAAAAGAUGUUUUGCCAACUCUAUCUGCCAAUGGAAUGAAAUUUGCUCCAAAACACAGAGCAAAGGGGGUUUUAAAGAUGAAAGCAUCUGGGAAUGGCUUAUUCCCAAAUCACAAUCCAAAAAUAAUUGGCAGUGACAUUUCAGAGCAGCGUCGAUCUGUACCCAAGGGAUUGUUGAAAAUAGUACCUAAAGUUCCUUCUGUCUGGCUGGAACAAUCAGAAGUGGUGCCAAGGGGAGCACAACCAACAUUUCUGGUCAGGACCCAAGGUUUACAGGAUUUUAAGUUUUCUUUCCCAGCACAUACACACUUUCCAGAUGCAGGUGGCCUAUAUGGAUCACCAUUUUUAAGGCAUAAGGUUGAUGGUAGCAGAGUUCAUUCAACUCUAAAUCAACCUCAUUAUCUACUGAAUCAGCAAGAAAGUAGUAUGAGAACUAGUAGUCACUCAGAAAGCUCUACUAGAAAAAUAGAGAGGCCAAUAAUGCCUUCUCCAGAUGACAUUACGGUUUUAGGAAAACAUGCUUUGUUGGCAGGUGAUGUGAGAAGGGACCCUGUUGAGGAAUUUCGACCAAUGAAUCUAAUGAGUGCAAGGGGGCACGCCUUUGGUAUUGAAAGUUUGUGGCCACAUUUGCGCAAAGGAACUGAAGACUUUUCCCUGAGAUCCUUGGAAUCUACCCCAUCUGGUGUCCAAUAUCACGGCAGACAACAGCGAAUGGCACUCAUGAAAGACAGGCAUAUCAAUGCAUUUCCAAGAAUUCCAGAAGCUGUUCCCAGAACUUCAGCCAUUGGUAAUGGUAAGCAGGAAGUGUUAAUGGCAUCUUCUUCAGAUCCAACAAGAGGUGAGAGUGACAUCAGUGAAAAAAAAUCGGAGAAGCUAUUAAGCAAUUCCAGUGUUUCUGAGGGGUUUAAAGAUGAACCUAUGCUGCCUUUGACAUACAAACGUAGAAAGGCUCUAGCUAAGACCAACUCAAUGGACACUGGCAAGACUAUAACAGCAGGAGCUGAUUUGAGCUCUAAUCAACUUUGGGGGGAAGGUGCAAAAGCAGUGAAAAUAAAAUUCACUGGGUGGAAAGACAUGCCCUUGAACGAGGAACCUUGGGCAACAAAUCAUGGACUAAAGUAGGUAUUCUUACUAAUACUGAUAUCAAAUUUCUAGUAAUAUUUUUCGUGAAGUCACUCUGUACUAUACGCUUGUCAAAUGUAUAAAUGAAAGUAUAGCAGUAAAUGAAUAUUCCCAUCGGCCAGUACAUCCAUGUGAGUGUGCCCUUGUGUGCUUACAUCUUUUCUAGUUGGUCACAUAGCUUGCUGGCUUAUAAGGCCAAUGUCAAUGAACGCAUAGGUUGUCGUUGUCUUCUGUCAUUGCUUCAGAUGUUUUCACCUGAAUCAAUUGUUAAUUUUCCGUGGCUC